Molecule: messenger RNA, 1110 nt
Organism: Durusdinium trenchii
Lineage: Eukaryota; Dinophyceae; Suessiales; Symbiodiniaceae
Source: the annotation of a GenBank genome assembly
AUGUGGAACGUUGAAGAUCGGUGCAACGCUGGACGUGUCUGGUGCGUUUCCGCCAUGCAAAGCUGGACGUCUCUUACAGCCCUGAGCAUUGUCUUUGGAUUUGCGGGGCCAAAUUUCUUGCCUCCUCAAUGGAUGCAAGAUGCUAUUCACCAGGAUGAAGGCGCAAGGUCUUUGCAGGAGGACCUUUCUGCAGAGCUGUCUGACGUGCCAGGUUCUUGGGCCCUUGGAAUAGAGGAGCCUGUGUGCUGGCGACAGCGCUUUGCGCCGAUGGCAGCUGGUGUGACCAGGUGGCUGGAAGACUGUUCAGAGGAUAGUGGUGUGACCACCGGGACGUUGUCAACAUUGUCAUUUUUCUUCCUGGCGGCAGCGAUGGACAUCGCUGUUCUUGUGCAGAUCAUGCUGAGGAUGCUCAGAUGGGGCCGGCAGAAGAUUGGUCUAGCUGGGCAGUCAAUCAAGCCAGCUCCAGCAGCGAAUGAUGUGGAGUGCUCCACCCAACCUGCCAUAGUUCAUCAGUUGAGGUUGCCUUGUCAUCCGGAGCAUUUCGAGAUUCAUUCCGAGGACGAGGAGACACACACUCCACGCUCCACCAAUGCAGAUCAGGAUGGCACCGAGCUUCGCACACCCGAUAGCUGCUGCGUUUCUGUGGAGUUGGAAGAUGCAUAUGCUCGAAUCCGGACUCUGGAAUCAGAGCUGCACCAGCAAAAGCAGAUGAGCACUGCUUUGCGGGAGGAGAUGCGCAUCAAAGAGGUGCAGGCAGAUGCCCAUGCCGUCCUGCAAGCAGAGCUUCAAGUGUCCCGAAAGGAGCUGCUGGAAUGCCAAGGAGAAGCGAAUCUGAUGAGGGUGCAACUGGAUGCAUUGUCAGAACUGGGGAGCGAGAAGGUGCCCUGCACAGAUUGCCUUAGCGUUUUUGCCGAUUGGCUUAAAGCAUCCUUGAAGGACAUGGCUGUGCAGGAGCUGCACGCAAAGAGGGCCAUUCACGACUCGAACCACAAGCAAGAGCUACGCCGCCAGCUGGAUGGACUCAAGAUCGGCAGGAAGCAGUCAUCACGAUGGGCUCCACCUUCAACGAGUCGAGGUCGUCGAGACUUGGCUUCCAACCCCUUCGAAUGA